Perognathus longimembris pacificus (Pacific pocket mouse) is the source of this 1302-nucleotide messenger RNA. It is a transcript of the gene Mlnr, whose product is annotated as motilin receptor. Gene Ontology annotation, cellular component: plasma membrane. The coding region runs from base 1 to 1302 and encodes 433 amino acids. Gene Ontology annotation, biological process: G protein-coupled receptor signaling pathway. The transcript has 3 exons. Lineage: Eukaryota; Metazoa; Chordata; Mammalia; Rodentia; Heteromyidae. Gene Ontology annotation, molecular function: G protein-coupled peptide receptor activity. The record is from RefSeq and is a predicted model, not a curated record.
AUGGACAGCCCCUGGAACGGAAGUGACAGCCCCCGGGGCACGGCGGAGCCGCAGCCCCGGUGGGCCCCAUUGCCCCCCUGCGAUGAGCGCCGGUGCUCGGCCUUCCCCCUGGGGGCGCUGGUGCCUGUGACCGCUCUGUGCCUGGGCCUGUUCGCUAUCGGGGUGAGCGGCAACGUGGUGACCUUGCUGCUGAUCGGGCGCUACCGGGACAUGAGGACCACCACCAACUUGUACCUGGGCAGCAUGGCCGUGUCCGACCUGCUCAUCUUGCUCGGACUCCCCUUCGACCUGUACCGCCUGUGGCGCUCGCGACCCUGGGUGUUCGGGUCGCUGCUCUGCCGCCUGUCGUUUUACCUGGGCGAGGGCUGCACCUACGCCACGCUGCUGCACGUGACGGCGCUCAGCGUCGAGCGCUACCUGGCUGUGUGCCGCCCGCUCCGCGCGCGUGCGCUCGCCACCCGCCGCCGCGUGCGCGCGCUCAUCGCCGCGCUCUGGGCCGUGGCGCUGCUCUCCGCCGGGCCCUUCUUCUUCCUGGUGGGCGUCGAGCAGGAUCCGGGGGUCCUCGCCAUCCCUCGUGGAAAUGAAACGGUUCUGUUCCCCCCCACCCCUCCGGCCUGGUCGUGGCCGUCGCUCGGGUCCUCGGGGUCGCCGCUGCUGUCCUCGCCGUCGAGUUCCGCGACCACCGCCGCCGCCGCCGCGCUGUUCAGCCGAGAGUGCCGGCCGAGCCGCGCGCGGCUGGGCGCGCUGCGCGUCAUGCUGUGGGUCACCACUGCCUACUUCUUCCUGCCCUUCCUGUGCCUCAGUCUCCUCUACGGGCUCAUCGGGCGCGAGCUGUGGAAGAGCCGGGGGCCCCUACAAGGCCCCGCCGCCUUAGGGAGGGAGAGGGGCCACCGGCAGACCAUCCGUGUCCUGCUGUCAGUGGUUGUGGCAUUUAUAGUGUGCUGGUUGCCUUUUCAUGUUGGCAGAAUCAUUUACAUAAAUACAGAAGACUCCCAGAUGAUGUACUUCUCUCAGUACUUCAACAUUGUCUCUCUGCAACUUUUCUAUCUCAGUGCCUCCAUCAACCCAAUUCUCUACAACCUCAUUUCCAAGAAGUAUCGCGCAGCUGUUUGGCUACGCUUCCACUUCAAUGCUCCUGGGCUCCAUGAACAAAAUUCUCAACCCAACAGCCAAUCUCCUCCUCACUGGUCUGCGCACCCUGGGACCCGCACCAAGAAAUCCUCAAGUGACUUUAUUCCGCCAAGAUCAAAGGAGAGAAACAAGUUAAUACCAGCCGGCGGCGAUGGAAAGCUCAGUAGCUAA